This is a messenger RNA of Alternaria incomplexa, 594 nucleotides long. RefSeq lists its product as uncharacterized. The transcript is spliced from 2 exons. The record is from RefSeq and is a predicted model, not a curated record. Bases 1 to 594 code for a protein of 197 amino acids. NCBI's taxonomy places the organism in Eukaryota, Fungi, Ascomycota, Dothideomycetes, Pleosporales, Pleosporaceae. Gene Ontology annotation, biological process: arachidonate metabolic process. Gene Ontology annotation, cellular component: membrane.
AUGCUAUGCACGAACAAAGCUGCUCUUAUCCGAUCAUACCAAACACGGCGCAUAACUGGACCGGACUUGGAACCGAACAUGCCCAUAUGGCAAGCGAUGAAGGCGACCUCAGCAGCCCCACGAUACGUGCAAUCCGAGCCAGGAGUUCCGCAACGCUUCGUAAUCGAGAAAGGUCUCGUUGAUCAUGGGACUACAAAGAACAACCCAGUUCGCGACAUCCUGUAUGAAUGUAGGAAGCUGUUCCGAUAUGCGAACGACAUGAUGAUCAUUGUCUCGGUCGGGACGGGCGUCGGCCUGAAUCGCAAAAACGAGAUUCCCGAAAUGGCGAACAGCGUUGAGGAUAGGAAGGCUGAAGCAAGAUCGUGGGGUGAUAGAUUUGAGGCCGAACAUGCUGCGUUGAUGGAGCGCAACUGGAUGAAGUACUUUCGGUUUGAUGUGACGGGUUUAGAGGAUGUGCCACUGGAGGAGUGGAGUCACGAAGAACUGAUUAAGGAGAAGACUUCGGCAUACCUCGCCCAGCCAGAGGUUGGACAGAAGUUCUAUGCGUGUGUUGAUGCGAUAACGGCGCUGCUGUUGAGCCCGCAGGGGAGGUAG